GUCCCGCUCUCGCUGCCGCCAUGGCGGCAGCUCCGCCGCUCUCCAAGGCCGAGUAUCUGAAGCGCUACUUAUCGGGGGCAGAUGCCGGCGUCCACGGGGGCUCCGAGUCCGGUCGCAAGCGUCGCAAAAAGCGACCGAAGCCUGGCGGGGCUGGCGGCAAGGGAAUGCGGAUUGUGGAUGAUGAUGUGAGCUGGACAUCUAUUUCCACCACUAAACCAGAAAAAGAGGAAGAGGAAGAUGAUGGAGAUUUGCCUGUGGUGGCUGAAUUUGUGGAUGAGCGACCAGAAGAGGUAAAGCAGAUGGAAACCUUUCGUUCCAGUGCCAAAUGGAAGCUUUUGGGAGGCCACAAUGAAGACCUAUCUUCACACAGACAUUUCUGUCACGACACCCCGGAUCCUUCUCCUCCUAGGAGGCUCCGUCACGACACCCCAGAUCCGUCUCCUCCUAGGAGGGCCCGUCACAACACCCCAGAUCCUUCUCCUCCUAGGAGGGCCCGUCACGACACCCCAGAUCCUUCUCCUCCCAGGAGGGCCCGUCAUGACACCCCAGAUCCAUCUCCUAGGAGGGUCCGUCACGACACCCCGGAUCCUUCUCCUCCUAGGAGGCUCCGUCAUGAUACCCCAGAUCCUUCUCCUCCUAGGAGGUCCCGUCACGACACCCCAGAUCCAUCUCCUCCUAGGAGGGUCCAUCACGACACCCCGGAUCCUUCUCCUCCUAGGAGGCUCCGUCAUGAUACCCCAGAUCCUUCUCCUCCUAGGAGGUCCCGUCACGACACCCCAGAUCCUUCUCCUCCUAGGAGGGUCCGUCAUGACACCCUGGAUUCAUCCCCUCCUAGGAGGGUUUGUCAUGAUUCCGAAGACCCAUCUUCCCCCAGAAGGGCCCAUCGUGAUUCAUCAGAUCCCUCUCCUCUCAGGAAACCUCAUCGUCAUUCUUCAGGUGUAUCUCCUAGGAGGACCCGUCAUGACACACCAGAUCCAUCUCCUCCUAGAAGGGCCUAUCACAGUUCCUCUGAUAUCUCUCCCCACGGAAGGGCCCGUAACAGCUGCCCUGACACAUCUCAACCUAGAAGGACUCUUAGCUCUUUAGACACAUUGCAGCUCAGGAGGGCCCGGCAUGACUCCCCCGAUUUGGCUCCUAAUGUUCCUCAUUCACUGCCCAAAACCAAAAGCAGUAAAGCCCCAGAAAGAGCCUCUGGAAAAACUUCUCCACAUUGGAAGGGGCCAGGACCCUCUCAUCUGUCACUCCUGAAGAACAGUAAAUAUGGAUAUGACUCUGACCUCUCUCCUCCACGAAAAAAGCAAGCAAAAUCCCAUGUCAGAAGUAAACAGCAUGAUUCUAAAGGCUCUUCACCCAGCCAUAGGAAAUUUCAUACAAACUCUUCACCUAGAAGACAUCAGAGUGACACAUCGGACAACCGGAAAGCUUCUGAUUCAGAUCUUUCUCCUCCACGGAAUAAACAAAGUUCAGGGCACCAGGAUUCUGAUACAGAUCUGUCACCUCCACGGAAUAGACCUAGACACCAGAGCUCUGACUCUGACCUCUCCCCACCAAGGAGGAAACCGAGGGCCAAAUCUUCUGAUUCUGAUCUCUCUCUACCUCGAAGGACUCAGCCUCUGGGAAAGAAGGCUGCACACAUGUAUUCUGGGGCUCAAACUGGGCUGGUGUUAACUGACAUACAGCGAGAGCAGCAGGAACUCAAGAAACGGGACCAAGAAACCAUGGCAUUUGAAGCUGAAUUCCAGUAUGCUGAAACUGUAUUUCGAGAUAAGUCUGGCCGUAAAAGGGAUUUGAAACUGGAACGUUUAGAGCAAAGGAGAAAAGCAGAGAAGGCCUCGGAGAGAGAUGAACUGUAUGCCCAGUGGGGAAAAGGCCUUGCCCAGAGCCGGCAGCAGCAACAAAAUGUGGAGGACGCAAUAAAGGAAAUGCAGAAACCUCUGGCCCGCUACAUUGAUGAUGAGGACCUGGACCGGAUGCUGAGAGAACAAGAAAGAGAGGGGGACCCCAUGGCCAACUUUAUCAGGAAGAAUAAGGCCAAGGAGAACAAGAAUAAGAAAGUGAGACCUCGCUACAGUGGCAUAGCACCUCCUCCCAACAGAUUCAAUAUCUGGCCUGGAUAUCGCUGGGAUGGAGUGGACAGGUCCAAUGGAUUUGAACAGAAGCGCUUUUCCAGGCUUGCCAGCAAGAAGGCGGUGGAGGAACUUGCCUACAAGUGGAGUGUUGAGGAUAUGUAACUUUUCUGAGGCUGUAGGGGUGGUUAUGGGCUGUGGUAGUGGACCUGGGGCAGGCAGACAUCCAGCUGCAGUAGUUGUCUAUGCUAAUAAUCAGGGUCCACAUAGAUCAGCAACUUGUCGAACGUUAGUUUUGAGUACGAGCAUUUGAGAAGAAGAAUUUUUGAGACCUGAUGUUUGGACUGAGGCACCUCUAACUUCUCAGGUGUGCCAACACUUGGCUGUUGCUGGCUUUCAAAGGAAACAUUGAUUUUUCAGUGUCCCAGGGUUUGUUCUUGGUUAGGUUUUUUUAAUAAACAUAUUUAUUUUUUUAAAA
Molecule: messenger RNA, 2544 nt
Organism: Rhinolophus ferrumequinum (greater horseshoe bat)
Lineage: Eukaryota; Metazoa; Chordata; Mammalia; Chiroptera; Rhinolophidae
Gene: BUD13
Product: BUD13 homolog
Exons: 10
Coding region: 21-2231 (736 amino acids)
Biological process (GO): mRNA splicing, via spliceosome
Cellular component (GO): RES complex; U2-type spliceosomal complex
Molecular function (GO): RNA binding
Source: RefSeq, a predicted model, not a curated record